Messenger RNA from Candida tropicalis MYA-3404, 507 nucleotides. RefSeq lists its product as uncharacterized. NCBI's taxonomy places the organism in Eukaryota, Fungi, Ascomycota, Pichiomycetes, Serinales, Debaryomycetaceae. The record is from RefSeq and is a predicted model, not a curated record. Gene Ontology annotation, molecular function: RNA cap binding. The coding region runs from base 1 to 507 and encodes 168 amino acids. Gene Ontology annotation, biological process: deadenylation-dependent decapping of nuclear-transcribed mRNA. Gene Ontology annotation, cellular component: P-body; Lsm1-7-Pat1 complex. The transcript has a single exon.
AUGUCCAGUGCUUCACCUCAACAACAGCAACAAGUUCGAUCUUCUGAUCCAAUAGGUCCUAAUGUUGAAGAUUUAUAUUUGGAAAGUUAUGCAUUCACCACUGCCGCAGCCAUUGUUGGUGCGGUAGAUCGAAAGAUAUUUGUCUUGUUAAGAGAUGGAAGAAAUCUUUUUGGUAUAUUGAGAACUUUUGACCAAUUUGCAAAUCUAGUAUUACAAGACACGUUUGAAAGAAUAUAUUUACAAGAAGAAGGGGAAGCACCAGCUCGUUUCGGUGAAGUAUAUCGUGGAGUAUUUAUGGUUAGAGGGGAAAAUGUUGUUAUGAUGGGUGAAUUGGAUAUUGAUAGAGAAGAUGAUCAUUUGGAAAAGUUACAACAAAUUUCAUUUGAACAAGCCGAACAUGAAUUGAAAAUGAAACACCAAACAAGGAUAAAAGAAGAAAAGGUGAAAACGAAAAACUUGUUACAAACAGGACUUAUUAAUGAUUUUUACAAAACAGAUAUGUAUUAA